Tupaia belangeri chinensis (Chinese tree shrew) is the source of this 749-nucleotide messenger RNA. RefSeq names its product serine peptidase inhibitor Kazal type 8 (putative) (gene SPINK8). The transcript has 6 exons. NCBI's taxonomy places the organism in Eukaryota, Metazoa, Chordata, Mammalia, Scandentia, Tupaiidae. The coding region runs from base 170 to 460 and encodes 96 amino acids. The record is from RefSeq and is a predicted model, not a curated record. Gene Ontology annotation, molecular function: protein binding.
UCUUCCGGCUGCAGGUGACAAGACAAUAGCAGCCCUGGACGGACGUGAGGUCAGAGGCCCACGUUACCGCUCGGCGUCCAGCCAUUGCUCACGCACACACACUGUCCCCAGAUCGUCAGGUGGGUGUCCGCAUGCUUCAGCAGCAUCUGUCCGCAGCUCUCCUGUCACCAUGAGGACCUCCCGGAACGCUGGCCUUGUUCUAGCCAUCUCCGCGUACACUGCCUUUGCGACAGACCUCCUUCCUUCCUUGACCUCUGAGGGGGCUGGUCUAGAAGAGACGAAGGUCCAGUGCGGGCACAACGUAAGUAAGUGCUGGUUCCUCUCCCUCAUCCAGCCGACUGAACUCGUAUGCGGCAGUGACCAGGUUACCUACAACGGCGAGUGCCACCUCUGCUCCAAAAUUCUAUAUGAAGGGCUGAACAUAACUAAACUGCAUGACGGCCCCUGUGAAAAUUCCUGAACUCACCACGAAGAAUUAUAAGCCUUACUGAACCCCCAGAGGGCCAAGUACAACACAGUGGUUGCCUCUUGAAGUAUAUCUCCUUUAAAGGAAAACUGUGGUGGAGAAAACAACUAGGAUCAAACUCAUCGAUCUGCUUCUUCAGUAAAUGAUUUUCUCAGCAGAAAACCUGACUCCCAAAUACCUGUCUUGGUUAAUGAGAAUCACAUAGCUUGAGGUGCUGUGUGCUCCCUCUGUUCUUUUUAUUUUUUUUAGAAUUAUUUUAUUUCACUUUAUUUAUUUAAAUUUG